ACAAACAUUAAAUUCGCUAAUAUGUAGGCCACUUGCAAGGCCUUUACAAGGCGGCAACUACGGAAUUCUUCAUCGAAAUGUCUGCUUCGCUUUUAUUCGAUGAAAUAGCUUAUGAAAAGCUUUCUGAAGUCAAAAAGCCUAUAUUUGUCUUUGAUUGGCUGUGUUCUUUAGAGACCCGGUUAUUGACAGAAAACAAAAGUGUCAUUAAAGAAUGCCAAGAAGAUUUAGUGCAGCAGUUGCUAUCUCAUUUGACACAUGCACCUGGUCGUCCAACUCAUAAAUUACUUGGUCGUUGUUUUGCAAACCUUUUCUUGGUUGGGGACUCUCUUCUCCUUUACACUGCAGUUAACACAUGCAACGCGCUUCUCAAAAGUCGUGAUGAUGCACCUGCUUGCAUUAAUAGUCGACUAGCGGCAUUGAGCUGCCUUGGAGCGAUAUAUAAACGUCUUGGUCGAAUGAUUGGUCGUACUUUUGAAGACAGUGUUAUCAUAAUGGCGAAGCUUAUCAAGCAGUCCGAGUCCCAAGUUCGCUGUGAAACUAUGAAUACGUUUUGCAGUUUAAUUGAAGGCGUUGGUUCAGCUAGUGCUGUAUGUCAUAAGGAGAUAUACAAAGCAGCAAAAAUCUGUAUGACAGACCGUGUACUUUAUGUGCGUGUUGCGGCUGCGAAGUGUCUCUACUUCUUAGUUGAUCAUUCGCAAACAAUUCAUACCAGUGAAUUAGAAGCCACAGUCAGUCUAUGUCUUCGAUGCAUGGAUGGAGCUAAUUAUGCAACUCGUAUUGAAGCCUCACGAACUCUUGGUCAUCUGUUGGCAAAAACUCAGCGUAAAAAAGUUAAUGAUCCAGGGUCUGAUGCAUCUAAUAGUGGCUCUACUGGAGCAUCCAGUAAUUCACGAAAUAAAACUGUUACGCUGACAGAUGCAUUGUCAUUAUUGUCUUCAGGAUUUUUGAAAGGUCCAGGUGGAUUUUUAAAAGGAACAAGUGCUACUGAUAUGAUUAAAGGGACUAGUCCAGUGAAUCGAGAAGUUCGUGUUGGUGUGACCUAUGCUUAUAUUGAAUUUAUUGUUGAGAUGGGACCGCAAUGGUUUGAAUCCAACUUGUCAACUAUCCUCACGCAUUUAGUCAAUCUUCUUUUAAUCCCACGAGCUACACCAACUCACGUGGAAGCAAUAUGCGCACGUCAGUGUAUACAAUAUCUGUUAGGUACUGUAUUUCGACAUCUUUUGUCAGAAUCUGUUCAGUUGGUUGCAAUCAGUGAACUGGUAAAAAUCCUGACAUUUCAUUUACAAUUCUUACAAAAUUUACAUAUGAAUGAAUAUUCAGGGAAUAGUGGUGAUGUUUUCCAGCAGAUAUUUUCUUCGUCCUCAUCCUCUUCAACACUUACGCCUGUUGGCGGCGGUGCUGGUAAUAGUGGAUGUAAUAUAAAUGAGUCUACAGAUGUCUUACCGAAUGAUAUGUUUAAUGAGACUACAUUAGGAAAUAAUAAUAAUCCUGAUGAGAUCAAUGGUGAUUACCAAACCUCCGUCACUGGUACUCAUAAUUUGGAUAGUUUUACUGAACCAGAUAAUGGGAAAAUAAGACGAGCAUUUGGACUUCAAAGUUCAGCGACAGGCAAUUCAACAACAACAACUACUACUGCUGCUGUCGGUAGCAGUUCACGUUCGAAUAGGGAACAACAACAUCAGCAUUUAGUUAUUUGUGUGUUAGACAUCAUCAGUCAAUUGAUACGUUGGCUAGAUUCAUUAGUUGUUCAACUUUUGGAUCAACCGACUCAAUUAGCUAAUGUACUUUGUACAUGUUUAACGCAUCCAGUGCAUGGUGUUCGUUUAGCAGCUGCAUCAUGCUUACGUCAACUGGUUAUUGUUGUGCCAAGUCAACGUAUCCCUUUAUUGAAUCGAUGUUUAUUAUGUUUACAACAAUCGUAUAGAUAUAAUGCUGAUACUCUGUUAGGUGUAACGUGUGGUAUAACUGGACUGUUAGCCGGUGUAAAUUGUUCUUUACUCGGUUUAUCUAAUAAUUUGCCUAAACAGAUGUUUAGUUUAGCUGAAGACUUACUACGUGCAGCAAAUCAGAAUAGUCGCUUCACAUUGGCGCGUACACAAAGUGGAUGGAGUUUAUUAGCUGCAUGUAUAACACUUGGACCAAAUAUUGUCAAAUCGCAUUUACCUCGAAUAUUUUUAUUCUGGCGUAAUGCAUUCCCACGUAGUUUGCGGGAAUUAGAAGCAGAAAAACAACGUGGUGAUGCUUUUACUUGGCAGGUGAUGCUUGAAUCACGAGCUGGUGCAUUAUGCUCAAUACAAAGUUUUCUAGAAUAUUGUUCCCAAUUGCUUACCGAUGAUAUAAUACAUCGUCUUUUAUCACUUAUUGAUUGUGCAUUGAAUAUGCUUGCACAAAUGAAUGAUAUAGUACGUAUAUAUGGGAAUCAUUUAAAAUCAACAGCUGGUUUCAUUCGCCUAAGAUUAUAUCGAAUUUUGCUAUUAUUACCGUCAACAGCGUAUACUGGUUCUUAUAGUACAGUGUUACGUGAAUUAGUCGCUGAGUUUACACUCACAGACAAUAUGGCGAAUACAACAACUUCUAUAUUUAGAUCGUUAUGUCGUUCUGAGGAUAGUGUAACACUGGCUUCAUGUUUACAGGAUACUGACCAAAGAUUAUUAGAAGAACAGCUACAACCUACUGCUUUGAACAACUCCCCUGGUUCACUGGAACAUGAUCCGUCUUAUUUAUAUCUACGAGAUGGUGUGGCUAGUGUAUUAGCUACUGAUGUAAUAUUUACGAAUCUAUCUAAUACAGAGGAUGAGUUCAAUGAAAAUGUAACACUGACAGCGGGAACAUUAUUUCAUGGUCCAUCUGAUGUUAUGUCGACUAGUGGAGUAUUCUCUACUUCGAAAUUUCACAAUAUCAAUUCUACAUGUGAUAGUAGUACUCUUCUAUCAUUCAGUCAUAAUUCUAGUCAUUUCUCGAAUACAUCCUUAUCAUACGCUUUGCAACUGACUGGACCUAUGCCUGUUAAUGUUGCUGUGAUAGACGCUUCAAUUGAAUUAUUCGGCCGGUUAUUCGCCUGUGUUUCUAUUCGUCAUCGUAUACAAAUGUUAGAGCAUUUUGCUGAAUGUAUUCGUUUGACAAAGUCAAUUCGUCAAGAAGCUGUACAAAUUAAUGUAUUCGCUGGCCUGUUGAGUGCAUUACGAUAUUUAGCUGAAACGAAACUACCAUUCGGUGAUGAUCCACAGCUUAGAAAGGCGACUACAAAUUUAAUAUUUGCUACUUUAACAAGUCCAAGCGUUCUGCUACGUUGUGUUGCUGGUGAAUGCCUUGGAAGGUUAGCUCAAGUUGUCGGUGAAUCAAGCCUUUUAGCUGAAUUAGCUCAACAAAUUUUUGAACGUCUACGUACAAUUCGUAAUCCUAUUGCAAGAGCUGGUCACUGUUUAGCUAUUGGUUGUUUGCAUCGUUAUGUUGGUGGUUUAGCGUCUAGACAACAUUUAAGCUCAAGUGUUGGUGUUCUGCUGGCUAUAGCUCAAGAUUCUAGUGUACCAGAAGUUCAAGUAUGGGCUUUACAUUCUCUUGCCUUGGUAGCAGAUUCAGGUGGUCCAAUAUUUAGAGAAUAUGUUGAACCAAGUUUAAAUUUAGUAUUACAACUACUGUUGAAAGCACCUAGUGCUAUGCAUGAAAUACAAAGAGGUCUUGGUCGUUUAUUCGCUGCUUUAAUAACCACUUUAGGACCUGAAUUACGUGGUACCGGUGCUAGUAUCACGUCUGUUCGACAUUCAUGUCUGCUGUGUUGUUUAAUUAUGCGUGAUUCACCGGAUGCAUUGUUACAGGCUGAAGGUGUAGCCUGUCUACAACAACUACACAUGUUUGCACCAAUGCAUGUUAAAUUAGCCGGUCUAGUGCCUGAAUUACAGGCAAGUUUGACUAGUUCCGACUUAGUUCUAAGACGUGCAGCCUUAUCGUGUUUAAGACAAUUAAGUCAAAAAGAAGCUAUGGAUUUGUAUGGGUAUAUGACACGGUCAACACUAUCAUCAGAUGAAUUACUUCCACCUGCAUUAUCAACCCUGUCAACUUUAUCCAACAAAGACGACAGUAAUAACAAUAAUGGAGAUUUGUCAAAGACUAAUUUCACUAAUUGUAAUACAAAACUAGAAUUACAACUGUUCAGUUUGUUAGAUGUUGAAAUGGACUAUCAACUUCGUCGAGAUAUUCAAGAUACAUUGAUUGGAAUGCUGCAUGCAACUGGUACAUCACAGUUAACGCAUUGGUUUUCAAUUCUGAGGGAGGUGUUGCAGGUUUCCACCACACUGAGACCUGAUGUAGUCAACAAUCAAACUGUUGACACUAUUAAGAUGACAAAUUCUCGGCGCAAGUCAUCAAAUCCAAAAGAUAAUCUAAGCAAUAAUACAGAUAUGUCACAACGAAAUGGUAAUACUAUUGAAGAAGGCAGUGUCGUUGAACAACCGGGUGAUGUUGACAACGAUAAUGACGAUGACGAAGAAGAUGUUGAUGUGAACUUUAAACCGAAACAAAUCAGUCAAGAAGUCAAUCGAUUAUUUUGUGUCAAAAUUACAGCCAGAUCUUCGACAAAAAUAUUCGCAAUCAGCUGUUUACGUGUCCUGAUCUCCAGUUGUGCUAAGCUGUGCAAUGCUUCAUUACUAACUGAGAAUUACCAAUCCAAUCAAAUAUCAGUGAAUACUUAUGAUGAGACAAGUGAUGUAAUUGUUAAUCCUAGUUCAAUAGCUCACUUCGAUCUAGCUAAGGCUAGAGCUCUUCGUUCACAAUCAGGAAAAUCUGAUUGGCUUAUUCUCUAUUUGUCAGAUUUAAUUCGUAUAGCUUUUAUGUCAGCCACCUCAGAAAGUGAUCGUCUUCGUAUCACAGGUUUAAAGUUGAUGCAAGAUGUUGUUCAGAGGUUUUCUCCAGUACCAGAUCCAGACUAUCCAGAUCAUAUUAUUCUGGAGCAAUAUCAAGCUCAAGUGUCUGCUGCAUUACGACCUGCUUUUAUUUCUACCUCAUCAUUGGAUUUAUCAGAGAAUACUACAAUUACAGAAUCAUCCACGCCAAACAUUUCUACUUCAUCCAGUAUUGUUCAGUCUAAUCCUGAACUCCUGUCUAUAGCUUGUCAAGUUUGUAGUUCAUGGAUCACUUCUGGAGUUGGUCGUGAUCCAGAAGAUUUACGUCGUGUACAAGAUCUAUUGAAACAAGCCUUGAAUAAAUUAAAACUUGAUCAAUCAAUUAGAGAAGAUCAUUCAUCUAAUAGUUGUGUACAAGGCCAACGUACAGAAUCAUCAUCGUCAUCUCAAUGGAUGUCAGAAAAUUCGACAAUUGUUGAAAGAUUGUCUAUUUUAGCCGCUUGGGCUGAAAUUUAUAUUGUAACCGCUGGACAGGCUAAAAAGUUGGGAGGUAAACUACACCAAAAACAACAUUUAGAGACAAGUCAGUCACAGCCGUUAGAUGAAGACCAGCCUAUAGAUGAAUCAGAUGAAAUGAAUACUAGUGAAAAUGAAGAUGAAUCUGAUUAUAGCAUAAUCAUAAAAGGGAUAUCAUUAGAGGACAUGUUAUCCACUGCUACUACUUCUGCUACUACCACAACUCCAAGUAGAUCAAUUCAUCAAUUAUUAACAAAAUGGAUUCAGCCUAUCCUGCCAGGUUUAAGUCAAGCAUGGUUAAGUGCGCUAAGAGAUUAUGCAUAUAUGUGUCUACCAGACAGUUUAUCAAAUCAGCAACAACAGCAGCAGUCAAGUGAUGUGAUAAAAAAUUCAUCUGAUCACUUCAAUAUAAAUAAUAGUAAUAAUCUUGAUCAGAUACGCGUAUAUUAUGCACGUUAUUGGCCAUGUAUGACGUAUGCACUUGCUUUAUGGUUAACAAAUGAAUCGUCAUCAUUUGUUGAUGAGAAUAAAACCAACAGUAAAAAUGAUAUGUCAAAGUCAUCACGUCAUUUCUUUUUAAUUUUAGGAAUGUGCGUUGAAGCCAUGUGUAAUACAACAUCUAAACAGCCAAUUUCUAUAAUUCAUACAUGUCUACGUUGUAUUCUAUGCCUGUUAAGUCGAUCGAAAUUUCGUGCUUAUCUUAUGCAAUCAUCAACAGAAAUAUCUAUUGAACUGUUACAAGUACUACACAGACUUUUAUUGACACGAGAUUGUAUUGAAACGCAUUUAUUAUGCCUAGCCAAUAUGAUUCAUAUACUGAUAGCAGCUAAUGAACGUUUAACCAAAGAACGUGAUGAUUGGUUAACUAAAGAAUCAACACAAAAUAAUAAUGCUACAAGUAUGUUCAUUUCACCAGAAUUAAAAACAUCAAAAAAGAAUAAUUGUAUGACAUCGAGUAUCAUGCUACAAACAACCGGUUUGAUUGAUACACAAAUGUAUGAACAUGGAGAAGGUGGAUAUUUAGCUAAAUUUUUUGAUCGGAUUAAUGAUGCUGAUAAUGUCGACUGUGACAGCAACAACAAUAAUAAUAAUAACAGCAACAAUACUACAAUAUCUACUGAGAAUCAAAUGAUGAAUACAUCAAAUAUAUAUGGGAAAACAUUUGCUGGCCUACAUCCUGAACGAUCGAUUGUAUUCACGUGUUUAGAGAUUGUUGUCUGUAUAGUGGCACGUUAUCAACCACAAAUUAUUAAACAAUUACGUCUUUCAAAUACAGAUAGCAAUAAUAAUAGUAAUAAUGAGUCAAAAACUUACAAUAUAAUUCCAGAAACAAUAUGCGCCAGUGAUAUCAACGCACCGCGUAUUCUAGCUACAGCUUUAAAAUCAUUGAUUCCAUUAAUUGAUCUUUGUGCUCCAAGAACACUUUUGAGUACAUUAAGGUUGGCUAAACAAAAUGCAAAUACACAAUCCAACGAUGGUAUUAAUCAUAGUCAAAUAAUGAAUACAGAAAGUGAAGUAAAUCAAUUGCCGUCAUCAAAUUCGCAAUCAACAACAACUACUACUACAAUCCAUCAACAAGAAUGUUUGUUGCCUAUUGUUUUAGAUUUAGCCAAUGAAAUAACAAAGUGUGUAUUGUUAAAACCAUUACAAUGUUCAAAUGCGGCAAGUAAUUACGUAUUGAAGGAUUCCCGAGUGAUGAAAUCAACUGAAGAUAGCAGUAAUACUAUUACUACUACUACUAAUAAUAAUAAUCUAGUCAAUAUGUUCAAAUCCUGUGAUUUAGCCUAUCAGUCAUCAUCGAAUUCUUUCACUUCAUGUCUAAUCGGUGAUGAGGAUACAGAGAUAUCAUCGACAACAACGAAUUUAUCUGUUGGCAUAAAUGAUGGCGGCUUAGGCAUAAAAUCCUGCAGUAAACGUCAACAUUAUCGUUAUAUAGGCUAUUUAAUUGGUUGGACAGAACAAUCGACUGAAUUAGCUGAAGCUUUUAUAACUGUGAUGCAAAAAUUAGCUGGACAUCAUUAUCCUGCUAUAGCAGCAGCUUCUGGUGUUGCUUCUACUGCGCCUGCUUCAUCUACAUACAACCAUGAUGUUUGUAUGACUAAAUCAACUGGUGUUGGAGAUUCACAGACUACUGAAAAUCAACCAGACAGUAGUAGUAUUAUAAAUAUGAAAGAAGAAAUAAUUGUUAAUUCAAAUCAUAUUGAUUUGGAUAUGACUAGUCAGUCUAUAUGUGGUGAGAAUAGAAUGAAAGAACAUGCAUCAGAGAACGCUUGUAUUGAAUGGUAUCGUUUAAUUUCAAUGAAUUUAUUGUCAAUUCUUCAACAUAAUCAUGACAAGGAGACUGAGACUGAUGUUUAUCCAUUACGGAGAUGUUGUUUAGCCUCAGCGUAUCUAGUAAGUCGUAUAUGCAACAAUUGUCCUCUACAAGUGUUCAAAUCAUCAGAGCUAACAAGUGUAUUGUCAAAUUUACUUUAUCGUGGAUGGAAUCUACCUAAACUGUUGGAUAAUUCACAGACAGAUGUCCUAACAAAUGGAAAUGUUAAUUCAUCCCCUGAAGAUCCACUAAUACUUAAUAAUGGUAAUAAUGUUAUAUCAAACUUGCUGAAUUCAAAUUGUUUACAAAGUCGAAUUAUCUGUUUAGGAUCAUUUGAAUCGUUGUGUAGUCAUCAUGAAUCUUCAAUUAGUGCAUUGUUCAUAAAAACACUAACACCUCAAGUGUUUCGUUGGUUGUACGAUCUAACAAAAAUUGUUGAAAUGCACUCUGCUUCUUCUUCUAAAGACCAACAACAACAAUAUCAACAGAAACAACAAAAGUUAUUCGAUAAAUCCUCUGAUAUAUACCAUAAUCAAAUUAAUCUAGAAGAAUUAACAAUUUGUUUAAAUACCUCAUUUGAUUUACUUACUUCAUUAAUCAAUAAAGCGGAAAAUUCAAAUCGUCAGGCUUUAUUAUUAAUCUAUUUAUCAUUAUUAUGUAAUCUACUUUCUAAUGAAUCAUCUAUGCUAUCGAAUCAAUGUCAUAGUAAAAGCUCUACUUUAUUUAUCCCUUAUAAUUCAUCAGAUUUAUUUUAUUUUAUACAUACAAUUACAUUGAAACAUGUCAUUACAAUAGCUCCAUGUUUUCCAAAUGAAUUUCGUUCUGCUUUUCAAAUUCUUGGUGAUUUAAAACAACGUUUAGAGAAUGCAAUCAAAUUGUCUACUCCAUUGACGAAUACUAAUGCUGCUGUUAGUGGUGGGGGUGGUGGCGGCGGUGGUGGUAGUCAUGGUAACAAUAACAAUAUGUCUGUUCAAAAUCAAUUAAAAUCUCAUGUAAUAAAAGGUAUACCAUUUAAUGCCUAUCAUCAGAAUAAUAGAUCUGUUAUGACUAAACAAUCUCAAGUUUCUUCACCAUCGAUCAAGCUGAAAACUGAUUUCAGUAAUUUCACAUGAAACGAAGAAUGAAGACGACGUAAAAAAAGUCAGAAUGUCAGAUUGUUUGUUCAACGCCUGUUUAUAUAACUACUUAUACAUAAACAUAUUCCACUGAAAUAUAUGCAACAGUCAAAUUACAUACUGACCCUUCCCCCCCUCUAUAUACCCAUCCGUAUGCUCUAUAUUUAAAAAGCGUGCUUGUGUGUGUGUGUGUGUGUGAUCAAGACGUUGCUUCAUUUUGAUCUUCUGUUGUUGUUGUCGUCAUCUUCAUCUUCUAUACGUUUAUCUUCUGUUCGUGUAUGCGUGACACACACACGGACACACACUCAAAAAUUGACGAACUCUGUCACCACCAUGAGUAUACUAUGAGUAUAUUGAUUGGUGAACAGUGAUUAUGCAUUUUUGUCCGGUUAAACUCCAUGUGGUUCGCUACUUUUUUUUCUCUUCUCUCCCUUUCUAAAGCCUUUACUCUUUACUUCUUCAUUACUAUCACAGUGCUUUUUACACAAAUUAUGAGAAUAUAAAAUGCUUUCAUUUCUCGUUAUCCUCUCUUGUGUUUUUGUGAAAGCAAUCUAAUUACCUCGUUGUGUUUUUAUUAUUUUCUACACUUUUAAGAAAUGUUGAAGCUUAACACUUACUUGUAUAUUCAUGAUCAGGUGUGUGUUUGUAUGCACCGCUGUGAAUGCGUACAAGAAGAGUUCCUCAUAGGAAAUAUGACACAGCCAUACAUACACACACACAUGCACUGAAACAUGCGUGCGUGCGUGCAUGCAUGUGCUCACACUCAUUUCAUUAUUACGUUUUAUGUCUUAGAUAGAAAUGAGUGUCUCCUCCACCCCACCCCGUUACUAAUAUCAUCCAUCUACUACCAUUCAUAUCAUAUGUGAAGUCUGCAUAUAUACCACAUACGACUUGUCUUCCCUAAAAGACGUAUAUAUCCUCCUUUCCUGCGUCGUCUUCUUCUGUGGAGUAGACGAAUACAAACCAACUCUUUGAUAUAGCUUGUCUUUCUGCAGAGAAUUAAUAAUAAUAAUAAUAACAAUACAUCAUAAUGCAUUAUUUUAUGUGUUCAACUUCUGUGUUAAAUGAUAUUGUCUUAUAUGUAUGAUACCGUUGGCGCGCUUACUUAUGAUUGUUAUGUGAUAGUCUUUUUAUUGCUUCUUUUGUUGUUGUUAUCGUCUUUAUCGUUGUUGUUGUUGCUGUUGCUGUUCUCAUCAUCAAACAAAACACACAUACAACCCUUUUCUUUCAUUUUCUUUAGUUUUUGUGCUUACAGUCAAGAUAAUAUAAUAUUGAUUAAUCAAUUGAUUAUGUGUGACCACUUUGAGUUUUUUUUAAAAAAAAUCAAUAUUUUUAUUUUCUGAUUUGUUCGUUUCUUGUGUGUUUUUAUUUUAUUUAUUUAUUUAAUUAUUUGCUUUUUUUGAAAACAAAUAUUUUUUGUCUUAUUUUUCUUCUUUUUUCUCUCAUUAAAUAUACGUUAGUGUAUUCUGUGAGCUAGAGGAAGGAUUUUUUGCUGUCGACAAGAUGAUCGCCAGUUAAUUUCUGUCACCAUUAAUUAUAUAAUAUGAUAUAAUAUUAUUUAUUUAUACAUUGUUAUUAUUAUUAUUAAAUACCAUAUAUAAUCUUUAUUUCAAUCGCGUUCAUUUUAAUUUUGUCAUUAGUGUGAGAUAAUAACUAAGUUGUUCUCUUUUUUCUUCUUUUCUAUUGUGUGUUUUCAACAAACUUAAAAAAAAUAUACAUGAAUAUACAUAUACAACGUAUAUUAUGUAACUCUUUUCUCUCUCUCUCCCUCCUCUGUAUGUAUCCUCAGUGGUGGGCGUCUAGCUUUCAAUUUUCGAUAGUGAUGGUGUUGUGUUGUGUUUCUUCUUUAACGAGGUAAGGUCUUACCAUCUAUCCAUUAGUAAACUAGACGAGAUUUGGGAAUACGUCGUCCGGCCAGGCUUCGAACUCGGAUCUAUUGGCGUGUGCUUAUCUAACAUUCUACCG
Trichobilharzia regenti is the source of this 10748-nucleotide messenger RNA. The record is from the annotation of a GenBank genome assembly. Lineage: Eukaryota; Metazoa; Platyhelminthes; Trematoda; Strigeidida; Schistosomatidae.